Aspergillus versicolor CBS 583.65 is the source of this 2079-nucleotide messenger RNA. RefSeq names its product DMT family transporter. The record is from RefSeq and is a predicted model, not a curated record. Lineage: Eukaryota; Fungi; Ascomycota; Eurotiomycetes; Eurotiales; Aspergillaceae. Gene Ontology annotation, cellular component: membrane. The transcript is spliced from 2 exons. Bases 330 to 1685 code for a protein of 451 amino acids.
GCCAAAGUCACGCUCAAUCAUUUUUUUUUCUCCCUCAUCGUUUGCCUUGCCUUUAUUCAGACCGCAGAGAAGGGAGGGGCUGGCCUAUCAUUACCUUCUAUGAUUAUUUGUUUUCCGAGGGGCUUCUAUUCAUAUGACCCCAACUUUUGACCGAGUCACGAACCAACGGCUCAUUGUAUUUUACCUACACUAGUGAUCACCUAUUAUACGUCUUACUUUCUCGAAGCUACGCUGCAGAAGCAGGCACUUUUCUCAUUAGAAUACUCAUUCGUCUUAUCUCCCUCAUACAAUUUCUCUUGUUUUCUGCCUAUCCUAAAAGCAUCGUGUUGAUGCCGACACCGACAUCUGUUUCGCCUGACCUAGGCGACUGCCGGUCUCUAUCGCCGGCUGUGCUCGGGAAUGGCUUCCAGGAUCUUGAAAAUGGAGAACGGACGCCGCUGCUGCAGGCAGCUAACGAUCGGAGGUCGCCAUCGCCUAUACUUCUGAACUUACCUCCUCCGUCAACACCUUCGACCCGAUGGAAAGAGAAGGCUUGGGGCACCGCAACGGAUUUCUGGCUCCAGGGUAAGGGGAUGAUUCUCGUGAUGUUAUCCCAGUUCUUCGGAGCAUCUAUGAACGUUAUGACCCAGGUGCUAGAGUUAAAGGGGAGGAACGGAGAAGGUUUUCAGCCCUUUCAGAUUCUAUUCGCCCGUAUGUCAAUCACUGUCGUAGCGAGCUACCUCUACAUGUGGUAUGCUAAAGUACCACAACCAUUCGGAAACCGCUCCGUCCUCCCUCUCCUCAUUUUCCGCGCAGCUGGUGGUUUCUGGGGCGUGUACGGACUCUAUUACUCUGUCCAAUACUUGCCUCUCUCUGAAGCGACUGUUUUGACUUUCCUCGCCCCGAUUCUGAGCUGCUACGCUUGUUCGAUCUUCCUCCCCAGCGAGAUCUUCACUCGUAAGCAACAAUUUGCUGGAUUUGUCUCGUUGAUAGGUGUCAUCUUGAUCGCACGGCCCUUUGCCUUUUUGCGAACCGAUGCUGGGGAUGGAACGGAUUCGAUUGAAGCAGAGAGAGAAAACCCCGGGGAUGCAGACCAAAACCACCGCAUGAUGGCCAUUAUAAUGGCAAUGAUCGGGGUCCUCGGGGCGUCCUCCGCAUAUACAUCGAUCCGAAUGAUCGGACAGCGCUGCCAUCCACUAGUUUCAGUUACAUACUUCUCCUUGUUCACCACAGUGGUUUCUGUCAUUGCAAUCAUAGUUAUCCCUUCUAUAUCAUUAGAUUUGCCAGGGACACUUUUGGAAUGGACUUUGCUCACUGCACUCGGUGUCUGUGGGUUUCUGCUGCAAUUUCUGUUAACUGCCGGGUUGGCAUAUGUGCCACCCCCGCCGCGAGAUCGGAAAAAGUCUUCGAAUCACCAAUUAUUCAGGACGCCGAGCCAGCAUUCCAACCAGGAAGAACAGGUCUCAAAGCCAGAGGCGGACACCGGUGCCCGCUCUUCAUCCGGAACCAAAGCCACGGCCAUGCUUUACACACAGAUGCUCUUUGCCCUGUUUUAUGACAAUACUGUCUGGGGCAGUACGUUAUCGGCAGUCAGCUGGAUCGGAUCCGCCUUGAUCCUCUGCAGUGCACUCUAUGUGGCACUGGCGCGCGAAUCCACGCCGGCACAAGCCGAUGCAGCUGACGGUGAGGAGAACGCGAGGGGGUGAUUAACGCUAUAAUAAUGAGAAGUGGGUUCAGGCUCUGAAUUUGAACAGUCAGCAUUGAGUGCUCCAUCAGCUUAUCCAGACGUGAGCGCCAUGAAGAGCGCCAGGACACUGUGCAGCCACUGCAAGCAGUGAAUUGUGAAGAGGGGCGGAGAGCAGCAAGCUAAUGCACGCCGCGCAGCUCAAGAGAAGCGAGGUGGCGAUUUAAGGGACUUGUUCGCAGGACAGUCCUCCGGGGAAGGUUCAGUCACAUCUUUACACACCUCCCUUCCUAUAUUUGGAUCGUUGUCUAUGAGUGACAUGAUAGAUAUGACAAUAAUGCACUUACUCUAUGAUAUAGAAAAAUUAACUCGAAUUAAGAAACCAAAUAUGUACUCAAGAUACAUCAACAACCAAG